This is a messenger RNA of Cucurbita moschata (crookneck pumpkin), 724 nucleotides long. RefSeq names its product pectinesterase inhibitor 4-like. The record is from RefSeq and is a predicted model, not a curated record. The coding region runs from base 40 to 651 and encodes 203 amino acids. Gene Ontology annotation, biological process: negative regulation of catalytic activity. The transcript has 2 exons. NCBI's taxonomy places the organism in Eukaryota, Viridiplantae, Streptophyta, Magnoliopsida, Cucurbitales, Cucurbitaceae. Gene Ontology annotation, molecular function: enzyme inhibitor activity.
AAUAACACGACCCUCAUAGAUUCUAUACGCAGAGAUAUAAUGAAAUCCUUGCUAAUCCUUUUCUUCUUCAUUUUAACUGCCACAUUCACCACCUCCGCCGUGCCUUCUUCUCCCUCCGCCGUGCCUUCUUCUUCCUCCGCCAUUCAGCCGGUGAAACCACACAUCAAAAAGGCCUGCAGGCCGACGCCAUAUCCACGCCUUUGCGAGACCGCGCUCUCCUUAUAUUCUUCACAAACCAAAACAACCCAACAAGAGCUUUGUAGGGCUGCCGUGGUUUCUUCCCUCAAAGCUGCACAAAACGCCACCUCCAUAAUCUCCAAAUUAUCUCGCCGGAAGGUGUCGCCCUAUGAAGCCGAGGUCAUCGGAGAUUGCAUCGAUAAUCUCAAAGACUCCGUCUACGAGCUUCGUAGAGCUACCACUGCUAUCAAAAGUUUGAAUCGUGCUAACAACGUGGAGUUUCAGUUGAGUAGUAUCAAGACGUGGUUGAGCGCGGCAGGGACCGACAUUGUGACAUGCACCGAUGGGUUGAGCGGGGGCGCGGGGUGGAAGGUGAGAUCGACGGUGAAGAAAGAGGUGAAGAAAUGUAGUGUGAAUGUAAUAAGGCAGACUAGUAACGCCUUGUCUCUCAUUAGCAACUUGAAGUACAAAUGAUGAGGUGAGUUUUAGAAGAAACAUCGUGAGAAGAUGUUUGAUGAAUGAAUUAUUAUGAUAUAUAGUUGCAGCU